AUGAAGCGGGGCUUUCUCAACUCCAAGCCAGCAAAAGAGCGCCCUGUUGCCUCGACAAAUAACUCGGGUCUCGACCCUGUGCCCACUCAAUUUCCCUAUGCAGCGCUCGAUAAGCCAGUUGAAAUUCCCAAAGGCUACGAAACACCACUCAAUAUUUUGCUCAACGGAUCUAAGAUGGAACUUCCGCCGGAUUCUUUCGCUUACGUCUGGACCACUCUCCCCGGGAUACAGCUGCGCGACGAACCCCAGACAGAAUGUGUGUUGCUGCCCGAGAGCAAAGAUAUCAUUUUGAAGACACCGGGGUUCCCUAAACCACUUCCGCCGAUGCCCACCUGUCCUGCUUUUCGUGUUGCGCGUUCUCCUGGCAAAGGAAUGGGUCUCUUCAGCACCCGCAACAUCAAACAAGGCGAAAUUAUCCUUUAUGAGCGCCCACUCUUGAUCACACCGGCAGCCGUUCGGGCCACUGCUCCUGAGCAUUUUUCGCCGGCUCAGGUGGUUCAGCACUCGCUGAACACGUUCGAGCGUAUUGCAGAAGUGUCCGUGAAUCGAAUGACAGAAGAACGGCAGGCCGCAUUCAUGAGUCUCCAUAACUGCCAUAUGACGGAUGGAUCGGGGCCGAUAGUUGGCAGAAUUAGGACAAAUGGGUUCGGUCUCCCGGGUCUUCAGCCUGGAGCACAACCCAAAACGGAGAUGGAGUUCAGAAUGGGGGCGUAUUCCGUGAUUUGCGAGAAUAUAUCGCGUCUCAAUCACAGUUGCGCUCCAAACACCGCUUUUUCCCUUGACAAAGCGAUGCUAGCCUAUCGGCUUUAUGCCGUUCGUGAUAUUGCUGAAGGAGAAGAGCUGACAUUGCAGUAUGUCGACGUGUUAUGCAGCAAAACGCAACGACAAGAAGCACUCAAACCAUACGAUGUCACUUGCGCGUGUUCUGUCUGCACCGACCCAACCACAGAAAGCGAUAAACGUCGUUCCAUGAUCGGCAGCUUCAUCCCAACCAUCUCAGCAUGGGCUGCCAAUCGACAAUUGCCCGACGACUGGCUGAUUAAAAAGUCAACCGAGGUGCUUGACCUCAUCGAAAAAGAAGGCUUGGAGUACUUUGAAUUGUACUGCAUUGCGACCCAUACGAUUAUGGAAGCCUAUAUCUGCCUGGGGGACAGCGAGAACGCGAGUAAAUGGGCGGAACGCGUAAUCCGCCAGCCCUGGUCAGAAGAGUACAACGAUCAACAUGAGGUUGAGGAGCUGCUGGACCCAGAGAGCCCUGCCUACGCGAAACACGGCCUGUGGCGGAUGCGUGUCGACGAGAAUCCGAUUGGCGAAUUGGGCGCGAUGUUCAAGAUGAUGGGGGAGAUUUGUGGCCCGGAGGGAAUGAAGAUGAUGGACAAUGGUGGUGGGAUGUUCAUGAUGCUGCCAAACCAGAACGCUUCUCCGGAAACUCUCAAGAAGAUUGCGGACGCUAUGGUGAAGUAUGGGCAGCCUUCCGGCUGA
This is a messenger RNA of Mycena indigotica, 1482 nucleotides long. RefSeq names its product Aldehyde dehydrogenase. The record is from RefSeq and is a predicted model, not a curated record. Bases 1 to 1482 code for a protein of 493 amino acids. The transcript is spliced from 4 exons. Gene Ontology annotation, molecular function: protein binding. NCBI's taxonomy places the organism in Eukaryota, Fungi, Basidiomycota, Agaricomycetes, Agaricales, Mycenaceae.